Messenger RNA from Asterias rubens (European starfish), 2976 nucleotides. RefSeq names its product protein phosphatase 1 regulatory subunit 7-like. Lineage: Eukaryota; Metazoa; Echinodermata; Asteroidea; Forcipulatida; Asteriidae. Bases 26 to 1063 code for a protein of 345 amino acids. The transcript is spliced from 9 exons. The record is from RefSeq and is a predicted model, not a curated record. Gene Ontology annotation, molecular function: protein binding.
GAGCAAAAGGUGCAAAAGGCUAAAGAUGGCGACAAACACUACACAAUGUACACCAACCGAGAAAUCUGUAAAUCAGGAAGAGGAAGAAAAAGCUAAAUCACAAACUGAUGUUGUUUCUGAUGAGGCCUCAGAUGAAGAAGAAGAAGAGGCAGGAGGACCAGGAGUUCAAGAAAUUCCUCCUAGGAAUUUACCUCCGAUAGAUCUUAACCCUGAUGAUUUGGAUGUGGAUCUAAACCAUAGACGCAUUGAGAAAAUUGAAGGAUUUGAAAAACUUACACAAAUUGAGACAUUAUGUUUGCGUCAGAAUCUCAUCAAGAAGUUGGAGAAUCUAGAAGGGUUAACAACUCUGACUGAGCUGGAUGUUUACGACAACGCUCUCACUAAGAUUGAAAACCUUGAGACACUUGUCAACUUAACGAUACUGGACCUAUCGUUCAACAAGAUAAGAAAGCUUGAACAUCUUGACACCCUUGUAAACCUUCAGAAGUUGUUUGUAAUUCACAACAAGAUUUCAUCCAUCAGAAGUCUCUCUAACUUGAGCCAAUUGACAAUGUUGGAACUUGGUGACAAUCGGAUUGUGAAACUAGAGAAUUUUGAUUCAUUAGUGAACCUUGAGAGUCUCUUUGUGGGAAAGAACAAGAUCAGCAAGUUAGAAAAUUUGGGUCCUCUCAAAAAGCUGAAAGUUCUGAGUAUACAGAGCAACAGAAUCACCAAGCUUGAAGGUCUUGAUGAAUUAGAGACUUUAGAGGAACUUUACAUCAGCCAUAAUGGAAUUCAGAAACUAGAAAAUCUUCAAUAUAAUGUGAAUUUAACCACAUUAGAUCUUGCCAGUAAUCGGAUUUCUCGCAUUGAGAAUGUCGGCCAUCUAACAAAUCUUGAAGAGUUUUGGUUCAAUGGUAAUCAGCUUGAUCAUUGGCCUGACAUUGAGCAACUGAAGAAUGCAACAAAGCUACAGACAGUAUACUUUGAGCAUAACCCUAUAGCUAAAGAUCCAAUGUAUCGAAAGAAGAUCAAGUUAACACUUCCUUCAUUGACGCAAAUUGAUGCAACCUUUACAAGAUAAGAACAGAGUUUUGUUUGAUGUUUCGAAGACUGACAGGGUAGUUUCAGUAAAGUUGUCCAGCAGAAGAAAAAAAAGCUUACAAAUAAACCGAGUCAUAAAGUACAUGCAAAAGUAGCAGGGAAUCCUAAAAGUGACGUAUAUUACUUGGAAUAUAGGCGGGUAUCCUGUUUCUGUGACGCAAGAGUUUGAUCAAAGUGCUAAGCAAAUUUAUGUUCCGAGUGAUUUACUGUGUGUGGUUAGCAAACAACUCAGAAGUGUGGUUUAAAAUUAGAAAGAAAAAGUGUUCCACCCAGACAAUUUAUUAAAGUAUAAUUUUGAGUUAUUGGUACUGGACUCGGGGGGCCAUUGGUCCAUCACAGUGUGCGACAAUUGUUUUGUUAUACCUUGGUAACAUUAUUAUUGCUCUUCUUGCAGUUUUGUUGUCAUCUUCAAACAUUGGCUAUGGAACAUGCAUCUAUGUAUCACAUUGGUCCAUCACAGUGCGCGACAAUUGUUUUGUUAUACCUUGGUAACAUUAUUAUUGCUCUUCUUGCAGUUUUGUUGUCAUCUUCAAACAUUGGCCAUGGAACAUGCGUCUAUGUAUCACAUUGGUCUCAACCAAUAAAACUUCUCAAUUUGUUAUCAAGCUAUAACAAAGGUUAAUGUUAGCCUUGUAUAUAUCAUAUAGAUCUGCCAGUAUAUUUUCUGUCAGAAAUUGUAGAAUCAAUGCCAACAGAUUAAUGUUAUCUUUUAGAACUAAACCAGUUCAUCAGCCAUUGCCUUUUUUACUUCACAUAUAAUUAGAAUUAACAUUGAAAUGUAAUUAUAUGUGUGACUUUUAGCCCAGAUUGGUUUUCUCUGUUGCAGUCACACUGAAGUCCUACCGGGGCUAAGUGACAUUUGGCUUUUGUAUACCACUUGCAACAAAUUUACAUUUCCUUGUGAUUUCUGAAAUUUUGAAUGAAUUCAUUUCCAUGAGUUGUUCUAAAAAUGAACAAUUAAAUAGAAACUAAUGUUAGGAUUUAUAAUGUGCAACUACAUGUGUAGUACCUUCCAUGCAAAACUAACCCUAACCCUAACCCUGCAUGCAAAAAUAGAGCAAUGCUAGCACACACGUCUGGAGUAGCUCAGAGAAGUUAAACAUGUACAAAUGGUAGGCUGGUUUUUAGAGUGUUGCUUAUAAUGUACUUAACAAUUCAAUUGUAUGCAUGCCAUUGGCUGUUACAAUGCACAGUAGUUCCAUGGUUGCCAUUAAUAAUAUUGAAAUGCCCAGCCUAAUUCAAAAUAUGAUUGAUUUGUCUGAGCUGUCAAUCAACAACUCUUAAAACCAUGGAGCAAUUUAUUAACCAUAAGGAAUUAUCUUGAAGGAACAUUUUAGGGUAUAAGAAUACUUAUUAAUAGUUAAUGGUCUGCCAACAGAAAUACAUAACUUUUGGCAAACAAACUAAAAAGGAUUGUAACUGUUUGAAGUUUAUAUACUUUUAGAUAAACAUAUAUUUAACAGCUUUCUUGAGUGAAGAUUGCAUAAUAUGUAGCCACUUGAUUGUACAUUAAGUAGUCAGUUAGUCUUUCAAUGGUUUUACAGUGUGUCUCUAUAUUCUUAGCACUCUUGAAGCAAGAUAUCGCGCUGUAACUCCGAUGAGCUAGUGGUAGUCCACCAGUGGUUGACAGAGUGUUUUGUUAUAGAUGAAACUUAGUCUUGGUAAAGGAUGUUCACAAUGUGUUGUUACAAGUCCAACCAGAACAAUGAGGUUGUAAAACUGAAUAGUAACGUACAACAUUGCUGUAUAAAUACAUGUACAUGGAGGGGGGGUGUUCCAGUGUAGUAUGUAGGCGUUGAUUGAACCUGAAUGUACAUACAAUUGUUAUGUAAACAGUACGUUGAAUUAUAAAGUUAAUACACUUUGUAAAAUAAAUUGUUUAAUCACAACAUA